CAUCUCAGCCGCUUGACAUUGACAAGAAUGACGAGGAAGAAAGUGAAGAUGGCAUUCAUCACAAACGACUCCGCUCGAAAAGCGACUUUCAAGAAGCGCAAGAAGGGGCUUAUGAAGAAGGUGAGCGAGCUGAGCACCCUUUGUGGGAUCGACUCCUGCGCCAUCGUCUACAGCCCCUACGACUCCCACCCGGAGGUCUGGCCCGACGGCCGAGGCGCCCACCGCGUGCUGGCGCAGUUCAAACGCAUGCCGGAGAUGGAGCAGAGCAAGAAGAUGGUGAACCAAGAAUCGUUCAUCCGCCAUCGCAUCACCAAGGCGGCGGACCAGCUGAAGAAGCUCCACAAGGACAACCGGGAAAAGGAGAUCACUCAUCUCAUGUACCAGUGCUUGACUGGAAAAGAGCUGCAGGGGCUGGGCGUGGCGGAGCUAAAUGAUAUGGGUUGGUUGGUUGAUCAGAACUUGAAGGAGAUCUAUAAGAGGAUUGAGGGGCUGAAGAAGGCGGCGGGGGAAAGGGAUGGGGUGGAGGAGAAGCCGGCGGCAGUGGUGGAUGGGUCGAUGCAGAGGGCGGCGCUGCAGCAGCAGUGGUUUACGGAUGAGUGGAUGGGGAAUAUCAAUCCGAGUGAUAAUGAGCAGGGGGUGGGGGGUUCGUUUGCGCAUGGCGCUGGGGAUGAGAUAAUUAUGCAGUUUAAUGAUGGGAGUAAUCAUGCAGCAGCCAUGUGGUCUAAUGUCUUCUUCCCUUGAGAAUUAAUAUCUGUUUGGGGUUGCAUCAUUCUGAAUUCUAAACAUUCUCCUUUCCUUCUUUGCUGCUGCUUCUUCUUCUUCUUCUUUUUU
This is a messenger RNA of Sesamum indicum (sesame), 831 nucleotides long. RefSeq names its product agamous-like MADS-box protein AGL80. Gene Ontology annotation, biological process: positive regulation of transcription by RNA polymerase II. Gene Ontology annotation, molecular function: protein dimerization activity; DNA-binding transcription factor activity, RNA polymerase II-specific; cis-regulatory region sequence-specific DNA binding. NCBI's taxonomy places the organism in Eukaryota, Viridiplantae, Streptophyta, Magnoliopsida, Lamiales, Pedaliaceae. The record is from RefSeq and is a predicted model, not a curated record.